AUGCGCGGCGCCACCGCUGCGCACGCGCGCUCCGGCUCUGGCCCCGCCCACCUGGCCCGGCUGCCGCUGCGCGGCCCCGCCGCGCGCGCGGUCACGUCAUGGCGGCGUGUCGGGAGCGCGCGCGGGAGCGCGCUUCGGCCUCCUGCCGGUGCGACGAAAGGCGGCACUGCGGCCGGAGCCGCCUCCGGUGCGACGAAAGGCGGCACUGCGGCCGGAGCCGCCUCCGGUGCCUCCUGCCGGUGCGACGAAAGGCGGCACUGCAGCCGGAGCCGCCUCCGGUGCCUCCUGCCGGUGCGACGAAAGGCGGCACUGCGGCCGGAGCCGCCUCCGGUGCCUCCUGCCGGUGCGACGAAAGGCGGCACUGCGGCCGGAGCCGCCUCCGGUGCCUCCUGCCGGUGCGACGAAAGGCGGCACUGCAGCCGGAGCCGCCUCCGGUGCCUCCUGCCGGUGCGACGAAAGGCGGCACUGCGGCCGGAGCCGCCUCCGGUGCGACGAAAGGCGGCACUGCAGCCGGAGCCGCCUCCGGUGCCUCCUGCCGGUGCGACGAAAGGCGGCACUGCAGCCGGAGCCGCCUCCGGUGCCUCCUGCCGGGGCAAUGUUGUGCUUCGGAGGGACGGAGGAGGCCUGCGGGAGGAUUCAGUGCCGCAGGCCCCGCGCCCACGGAGCUGCAGGGCAGCCCUGGCCUCACCCAGCCCCUCAGAGUCGAAUUCACAGUAUUAUGGAUACAAAUUCCAUCUCAAGGCCCAAGACAAAUCAGUCUUGUGGGCAACCUGUAGAAGAUGAGAAGAUGAUGGAGAAUGCUGUGUGCUGCCCAAAAAACAUUUGUAAAUAUGUAUUAAUGCUUUUUGAUCUUCUAAAAUUACAGCUAAUAAAAUAAUAAUCAAACGCCAUU
Molecule: messenger RNA, 892 nt
Organism: Prinia subflava (tawny-flanked prinia)
Lineage: Eukaryota; Metazoa; Chordata; Aves; Passeriformes; Cisticolidae
Exons: 2
Coding region: 1-783 (260 amino acids)
Source: RefSeq, a predicted model, not a curated record